This is a messenger RNA of Tripterygium wilfordii, 1894 nucleotides long. RefSeq names its product SURP and G-patch domain-containing protein 1-like protein. The record is from RefSeq and is a predicted model, not a curated record. Lineage: Eukaryota; Viridiplantae; Streptophyta; Magnoliopsida; Celastrales; Celastraceae. Gene Ontology annotation, molecular function: RNA binding. The coding region runs from base 205 to 1539 and encodes 444 amino acids. Gene Ontology annotation, biological process: RNA processing. The transcript has 9 exons. Gene Ontology annotation, cellular component: nucleoplasm.
UAAAGUUAUAAACCGACCAACCUUCCAAAUCCUCAGCUCGCUUCGCAUCGUCUCUCUCUCGCUCCGCAGAGCGAUCUCUCAUCGAACAAAGAACAGCAUACGAUAUCUUUUUCUGAGCCCGAUAUCGUUUAAGUAUCAGCUUGAAAGGUUUAUUGUCGGCAGUUAUUUCGAGUAAACUGCAUAAGAACACUCGUCUCUUUGGCAAUGGACAAAAGAGCGUCUCCUAGCCUUUUUGUUAAUGAUGGCUCAUUUAUGGAGAGAUUUAAACAACUCCAACAAGAUAAGGAGAAGGAAGCUGAAAAGAAAGGUUCCAUAGUAGACUCUAAACCCAAGACAGUUAUAUUGGGGCCUGCAACUCAUAAACCUUCCAUUGUUAAAGCCUCUGGGGGUUCUAAGACUAGUGAUACGCGCAGGACCACCCCCACUUCUGGUGGCAAACUUGCAUUCAGCCUGAAACAGAAGUCAAAGCUUGUGACACCUCCUGUUAAGUUGGGUGGAGACGAAGAUGAGGAUGAAAAGGAUCCUAGAGAGAUAUCUGUUGAUGUAACAGCAAAACGGCAGAAGUUGGGUCAGUCAGAGUUAUCUGAACAAUCAUCAAGACAAGUGGAUGUUGUACCGGCUUCCCCAAGUGACCCUACAGUGAAGAACGUUGCCGAAAAACUAGCUAGUUUUGUUGCCAAAAAUGGAAGACAAUUUGAGCAUGUUACACGCCAGAAGAAUCCUGGAGACACACCUUUUAAGUUUCUAUUUGAUGAGAGUUGUGCUGACUACAAAUACUAUGAAUAUCGACUUGCUGAGGAGGAAAAGGAACUGUCACAGACAGAGGAUUCCCUAAUAUCUCAUGGCGCUGGUAUGAGCUCUUCGGCUUCUAAGGCUUCUAGUGGUUCACAAUGGUCGCUGCAGCAAAAAUCAAACUAUCAAAUCCCUGCUUCUGCUUUGUAUUCGGAGCAUGAGGAGUCAAAAGCUUCAGUUACUUCAGGUAAAGGUGAAUCCAGUGCACCACCGAGUACAGAUCCUAUAGCAAUGAUGGAGUUCUACAUGAAGAAGGCUGCUCAAGAAGAGAGAAAGAGACAGCCUAAACAAUCAAAAGAUGAAAUGCCUCCGCCUCCUUCUCUUCAAGUCGACAACUCUUCUCAACCUAGUUGGCAAUCAGCUCCAGGGAAAAAGGGUCAUCAUAUGGGUGAUUACAUCCCCCAAGAAGAGCUUGAGAAGUUCAUGGCUGCUUGUAAUGACGCAGCUGCACAGAAGGCCGCCAAGGAAACCUUAGAAAGGUCAAAAAUCCAGGCUGACAAUGUUGGACAUAAACUCUUGUCGAAAAUGGGCUGGAAAGAAGGUGAGGUUUUGGGGGGCUCCAGAAAGGGUAUUGCUGAUCCAAUCAUGGCGGGUAACGUGAAGAAGGACAACCUAGGGGUUGGUGCUCAAAAUCCUGGAGAGGUGGCUCCCGAGGAUGACAUAUACGAGCAGUAUAAAAAAAGAAUGAUGCUUGGUUACCGUUUUAGACCAAAUCCUCUGAACAAUCCUCGAAAAUCAUACUACUGAAUUCAUUAUGCUAUUUGCCUAUUGUUGAUGAAGAAAUAAUCAAACGGCAAAUCUCCUUAUCAUUUGGGGUAGAUGGUAGAUUCUGUAUUCUGUGACUGAAUAAAGUUAUCUGGAAUUUGUUCUUGUUGAAUCCAGUGUGAUGAAAAAAUAAAUUAUACUUUGUUCUUUAUUUUUUUUUGGUGGCUUUUGGAGAACAUUUAAUCUGUGACAUUUCCAGUUCUUUUUCUUUUGCUUUUUUUUCCCCUCCUAUCCAAACCCAGAAUUGUUUCAAGUAUAUUUGAAAUGUAAAUGAUACAAUAUUCUUAUAACUUUCCCAAGCUGAAAAAUAUAAAUUUUGAGAGAAGAAUUGCUCAUG